AUGGGGGGGGUGCGGGCGGCCGGGCGGCGGCUGCUGCGGUGGCUGCGGGGCACCGAGGGGCUGCGGGAGAUCUGCCGGCAGUACCCGCUCUCCUGCUGCCUCCUCCUGGGGCUGGGCACCGCCACCCUCCUCCUCAACCGGUAUCUUCAUAUUUUGAUGAUCUUCUGGUCGUUCGUGGCUGGGGUCGUCACCUUCUACUGUUCCUUGGGACCGGACUCCCUCCUGCCCAAUAUUCUGUUCACAAUAAAAUAUAAACCCAAGUUGGAAUUGCCGGAGCUGUUUCCCCAUGGUCACAGUUGUGCUGUAUGUGGCAAGGUCAAAUGCAAGAGGCACAGACCUACUUUGCUUCUGGAAAACUAUCAGCCAUGGCUGGAUCUGAAAGUGCCUUCCAAGGUUGAUGCAUCACUUUCAGAGGUAAUUGGUGCAUCGUUUCUUUAGUACAUUAAAAUUCUGUGGGUUUUCAUUACGUAUCUUCUAAACUUUUUGUUUCUGGUUCAGAUGUACCUC
This is a messenger RNA of Sturnus vulgaris (Common starling), 507 nucleotides long. Lineage: Eukaryota; Metazoa; Chordata; Aves; Passeriformes; Sturnidae. The record is from RefSeq and is a predicted model, not a curated record.